Molecule: messenger RNA, 447 nt
Organism: Gossypium raimondii (Peruvian cotton)
Lineage: Eukaryota; Viridiplantae; Streptophyta; Magnoliopsida; Malvales; Malvaceae
Product: G-type lectin S-receptor-like serine/threonine-protein kinase LECRK2
Exons: 1
Coding region: 6-413 (135 amino acids)
Biological process (GO): protein phosphorylation
Molecular function (GO): protein kinase activity; ATP binding
Source: RefSeq, a predicted model, not a curated record
UGUUGAUGGGGGAUCAUACAAGGACCUUCACAGUAGUGAGGGGAACUAGAGGAUACAUGGCCCCAGAAUGGCAUAAGAACAUUCCAAUAUCAGCGAAGGCUGACGUUUACAGUUAUGGAAUUGUGCUAUUGGAAACUGUGUUUUGCAGACGAAACUUGGACACCACUGUAUCAAACCCAGAGGAGAUCAUUCUGUCGAUUUUGGUGUAUAAAUGUCUGGUUGAAAAAAAGUUGGAUAAGCUUGUGCUUGGUGAAGAAGUAGAUAAGAAAAGCUUGGAAAGAAUGGUGAUGGUGGCACUUUGGUGUAUCCAAGAUGAACCAGCACUUCGUCCUUCCAUCAAGACUGUAGUGAUGAUGCUGGAAGGCAUUACUGAUAUAUGCAUUCCCCCAUGUCCAACUGCUUCCUCCAUAUAAUUCAAGUCACGACCUAACAAUCAAUCAUCUCACU